This is a messenger RNA of Solea solea (common sole), 1898 nucleotides long. RefSeq names its product galanin receptor 2a. Gene Ontology annotation, biological process: neuropeptide signaling pathway; adenylate cyclase-modulating G protein-coupled receptor signaling pathway. Gene Ontology annotation, cellular component: membrane. The record is from RefSeq and is a predicted model, not a curated record. The coding region runs from base 205 to 1173 and encodes 322 amino acids. Gene Ontology annotation, molecular function: galanin receptor activity. The transcript is spliced from 2 exons. Lineage: Eukaryota; Metazoa; Chordata; Actinopteri; Pleuronectiformes; Soleidae.
UUCACCCUCUCAUCAAACCUUGUUCGUGAAUCAUCGUCAAAUCUCGUGUUUUUUCCGUGUUUCUCGGUUCUUUUCUCGGUUGUUUUUUGGAAACGUUUGCGCGUAAAACGUGUCGCGCGCGCGUCUCCGCGUCUCUGCCGCGCGUCAAAAGAACCCGCCGCAGCUGAGGGUGAAGAAGUGAGUGUUGUUGGUGACAGAGUGAAGAUGAACGUGUCCUCCGUGUCCUCCGUGUCCUCGGAGUCGCUCCUCUUCAUCUCCCUCAGCUUCUCCGUCAUCUUCGUGGUCGGAACCGCGGGGAACGCGCUGGUUCUGGCGGUUCUGCUCCGGGACGGACAGAUGAAGAAGAAGAGCACGAACCUGUUCAUCCUGAACCUCGCGCUCUCGGACCUGAGCUUCAUCCUGUGCUGCGUCCCCUUCCAGGCCACCGUCUACACUCUGGACCACUGGAUGUUCGGGGCCGCGCUCUGUAAGCUCGUGCACUUCAUCAUCUUCCUCACCAUGUUCUCCAGCGUCUUCACCCUCACUGCUGUGUCCCUGGACAGGUAUUUAGUCAUUUGUUACCCGCUCCGCUCCAGAGAGAUGAGGACGCCGAGGAACGCCGUCACCUCCAUCGGCCUGAUCUGGGCCUUGUCCCUGGUCUUCUCCGGUCCGUACCUCAGCUACUACGCUCAGAUGGACCUGGGCGGUAACAUGGUGUGUAUUCCCGCCUGGACGUCCAGACCCCGGGUCCUCGUGGACGUGUGCACCUUCGUCUUCGGCUACCUCGUCCCCAUGCUGGUGCUCGGCCUCACCUACGCCCGCACCAUCCGGUACCUGUGGACGAGCGUGGACGCGGUGAAGGACGUGUCCGAGUCUCGGCGCGCCAAGUGCAAGGUCACCAAGAUGAUCCUGAUCGUCACUGCCCUCUUCUGCGUCUGCUGGCUCCCCCAUCACCUCGUCAUCCUCUGCAUGUGGACAGGACGCUUCCCUCUCAACCACACCACCUACGUCCUCCGCGUCCUCUCGCACCUGGUGGCGUACGCCAACUCCUGCCUCAACCCCGUCGUCUACGCCCUCGUCUCCAAACACUUCCGCAAAGGCUUCACGAAGGUGUUCAGCUGCCAGCCGAGGAGGAGGAGGAGGAGGGAGGUCAACAAGGUGCAGGUGGUCAGCAACGUGGAGACGUCCAACUGACGGACGCAGGAGGAGGAGGCGGAGCCACGUGAUCCCGCCCACAGUUUAUCACGGUGCUUCUGUGGAUUAAGAAAGAACAAGUCACAGAUUUAUAAAAAAACACAGUUUAUCCAGAAAAAAUAAUAUUAUGAUAAUGAUAAUAAUUUAACGUGAAGUGAAGCUCUCAGUCAGACGUUAAAAAUCUCUGGAUUGAAGUGAAGAAAAAUGUUAAUUCAAACAAAAAUAUCAAUAAUAAUAAGAUUUUACAAAAGAGUUUCCCUUAACCUUCGAUAUAAAGAUGAUAAACUAUUGUUUCAUUUGUGGGUCCCCGACCCAGACUUUGAGAACCAUUAGUUUAACAAACGUUAUGUCUCAGUUAAAAACAGAACCAGGUUCAGGAUUUGGACAAAUAUUCAUGUUUGUUAUGUAACCACUGAAUAUUUAUGAUAAUUCAUGUGAAUGAAUUCAUGCUCGCAGCAAGAGUGUGUUGUUGUUGUUGUUGUUGUGAUUUAAAUCAUUAAAUCACAGAUUAUUACAGAUUAUCACCGUUAACUCGUCACAGAACAUGAACUUUGAUGUUUUUUUAUGUUGUUUUCUCUGCAUGCGCAUGUUUUAAUGUCACAAAAUAAAUUCACUCGUAAACAUCCUCCAUGAUUCAUAAGCAUCCUCACGUCAUGCUAAGAUACGAUGCUACAAUUUCUGAUAAAGAAGGAAAAUGAGAAUUACGUCACAAAUCCUAGUUAGAC